AGCAUAACAAUGAAAGAAGUGGAUAACGGUGAAGUCAAAUACUUUCAUUGAUCAAAACGACGGCAUCAUAGCUGUAAAGGGUGAACGAAACGACAACGAUUUAGUUUGUUUUUACAAAAGUGAGGGUCAAACGUUCCUUCCCUUCUUUCACUCUGUUUCUGGUUUGAAAUAUUUCUGAUCUAUCUAUAUUGGCUCCAUCAGAAUUAGAAUAAAAUAAAAAGACCUAAACGAAGCAGAUAGAAACCCUAGACCAUAUGGCGCUCGUCAACAAGUUUUUGACUUUCUCCUUCCUUCUCUUCCUCCUCGCUUUCCCUCUCCUCCAAGUUGCUAGGUGUCAGUCAGAGUCCGAUGAGGCGGUGGAGAAUGCUGGUGAAGUGAGUGAUAUCGGCAUUGUUGGUGACGAAACUGAAGAUGUUCAAGACUUUGCUGAUGGGAGCUUCACUUCUGCCCCAGGAAUUGAUACCAUCUGUUUGUUCCCAAAGAAUAGUGCAAAAUUGGUAAAAGGUGGUGAAGAGGCAGAGCUGCUUGUCGGUUUGAAAAAUGACGGGCAGUCGAGUUUGAAUGUUGUUGCUAUUAAGGCUAGCAUUCACCUUCCAUUCGAUCACCAUCUUCUUGUUCAAAACCUUACUGUUCAGGUUUUCAACAAAGGCUCUGUACCAUCCUCAGCUCAGGCGGCUUUUGCAUAUAUAUUUUCUGUUAGCAAGUUCUUGCAGCCUGGACCAUUUGAUCUUGUGGGCACCAUUGUAUAUGAGAUAGACCAACAUCCAUACCAAAACACCUUCUAUAAUGGCACUAUUGAAGUUGUUGAGCCUGGUGUUUUACUCAGCAUGGAAUCUGUUUUUCUGUUUACUCUUGGAAUUGCACUUCUUGUCCUACUUGGGCUAUGGGUUAAUGGUCAAAUACAGAACUUAUCAAAGAAAACAAAAAGAGCUCCCAAGGUUGAAGUUGGUACUAAGACUACAGAUGCUUCGAUGGAUGAAUGGCUUCAGGGAACUGCAUAUACCCAGUCUACGUCAAGCAAAACUAAGAAGAAGUAGACAAAUAACUCUUCUCUAGUUCGCUCUGCCAUGCAAGAACUUACCACGGAGUACAGAAUCCUGUAAUAGACUAGGUUGGAGAGACAACAAGCAAGAAGUUCUAAAAUUUAGGUUGAAAAGACCCGCCUUUGUGUUGUAUGUAGCUUAUGAGAGCAUUUUUACAUUUGUUAUUCCUCGCACUAAGUUAAACUUUAUAUCCAAGAAAAUACUGACAGUGAUCCGGAUUAGUAACGAUAUCAUACAACUUUGAACAGGCAGAGUUUUGUUAGAUGAUGUUAAUUUUAUCUGGAUUUUGAUAAAUUUUCUGAGAUUCCUCAUUGCCAUUAAUUAAUCUCUUAUUUUACA
Cicer arietinum (chickpea) is the source of this 1382-nucleotide messenger RNA. Its product is annotated as translocon-associated protein subunit alpha. Gene Ontology annotation, cellular component: endoplasmic reticulum; endoplasmic reticulum membrane. NCBI's taxonomy places the organism in Eukaryota, Viridiplantae, Streptophyta, Magnoliopsida, Fabales, Fabaceae. The record is from RefSeq and is a predicted model, not a curated record.